AUGAAGACCUUUAUCACCAUUGCAAUACUGGCUGUCUUUGCUGCCGCAACUCCAGUUGAGCUGGUAGCUAAGGAUGCAAUCCCCCAACAAUGUACGACCGAUUGUUGUAGUACAGAAGUGAAUAUUUGCGAUUAUGUUCACUGUGGCGGCGGUAUUUUCACUUGUUAA
Molecule: messenger RNA, 168 nt
Organism: Plenodomus lingam JN3
Lineage: Eukaryota; Fungi; Ascomycota; Dothideomycetes; Pleosporales; Leptosphaeriaceae
Source: RefSeq, a predicted model, not a curated record